CGCAGGAGGAUAUUUACAGAACUAUACACAGAUACCACAGAUUUACACGGAAUAACAAGUGUUUAGCACAAACAGAAAUUCACUCUCACGGACUUCGAAAUCAGCAUGGACAUCGUAUUGGUGUCGAUGUUCCUACAAGUCUCCAUAUUUGGUUUUGGUCUCGCGGAAUACGACAUCAAAAUCGUAGAUGUGGAUGUUCCAUGGAAUGAGGCAAGUCAAGGGUGCGAAAACAUUGGAUAUGGCAUUUUGGACCCCACGAUGGUGUCAAAGACUACACUCGUGUCUCACGGACUGCUUCAGGAAGGAGAACAAUAUUGGACGAGCCAAUACAAGUCAAGGUCUCCAUUCUACUGGAAACUUGGGUGCUACGGCGUUACGGACAGGAGCUCGCUGAAUGAGACGGACUUUGGAAAUGAAAAUUCAGUCUAUCAGUGUUCACAAAAAUGUGGGGACGUGCAAUAUAUUGGAUUAGAGAAUACAACUUGUUACUGUUUCCCGGCUUCAGCAAGGUUAUCCAAAGAAUCCAAAACCCCAUGUACGACUCCUUGUCCAGGGAACGCCGAUGAAAUUUGUGGAGAGUCCGGAUCUGGAAAAAUGUCAGUGUACCGGAAGUUGGACGUAUCUGAGGAUUCGGUGACCCUCGACGGGAAUAAAGGAGACUGUGUUACAAUCAACAAGGAGGAUGUCGAAAAAUUAUAUGAUUAUUACUCGUACGACGAACAUCAGCUAUUCACCGAUCAAAUCUGUACGGAGGAAAGGACAUUUUUCUGUCGAAAUUAUCAGUAUGACCCACUUGAUAUCAGCAGUGAAAUAUUCAUUUUCAACGCAGAAAACAAGACAUGGUAUGAUGCACAGCAAUUCUGCCUGUCGCAAGGUAACGACAUGGCCUACAUCGACGGUUCAAACGCCCUAGGUGUUCUUAGCAGAGACAUGAUACCAGUAGGAUCCGAAAGUUGGGUCGGACUAUUCAGAACAACUGUCGAAAUCUCAAUAGCCAGAAGUGAUGUCCCCAGUGAUCCUGUGUCAUGUCGUUCAAUCUCUUCAAACGGAAAAGUACUCGAGAAAAUGUACCAGCCAUGCAUGAAUAAACUCAAGACACUUUGCAUGAGGGAAACAACUACAACUGAAGCACCUACAACUGAAGCACUUACAACACCAUCGUCAACAACGGAAGCACAAACAACAGAAACGCCUACAACAGAAACUCCAACGACGGAAACGCCUACAACAGAAGUAACAACUACAGAAACGCCUACGACAGAAGUAACAACUACAGAAACGUCUACAACAGAAACUCCAACGACGGAAACGCCCACAACAGAAGUACCAACUACGGAAACGCCAACAACAGAAGUACCAACUACAGAAACGCCUACAACAGAAGUACCAACUACGGAAACGCCCACAACAGAAAUUCCAAUUACGGAAACGACUACCACAAAAGUACCAACUACAGAAACGCCUACAACAGAAGUACCAACUACGAAAACGCCCACAACAGAACCACCAACUACAGAAAUAUUAGCAGUUGUUGAUACAGAGGAAACAACGCUGACGAGUUCUAUUAUUACAACGAGUAUGUCUGCGGCAGGUUUACCAGGAGCAGAUACAUCAACAAAAACGCUGACAACGAAAGAGACGACAACUGAAGAAAAUAUCAUACACCUAAAACCGAACGAAGUCAACGUAGCCGAAAAGAAGGUUGGCAAUAAUGAGGACGAUGGAGCAGGCACCAAAGACUCAGGACUUUUAAUCAUCUUGAUAGCCUUGGCUGUGAUUCUUGUCAUUGCAAUAAUUCUAAUGGCAUUGGCUUACAAAAGGUACAAGAAGAAUAGAAGCUACCAGAAAGUAAGCCUGAUGACAGUGACACCAUAUCCAAAAUCAAGCAGUGGGACCCAUGCCACUCAGACUCCUCCAUCACCUGUUAAAACGCCAACACCCAGAAAACCAGCAAGAACGACCAGUAUGAAAGAGAACAGAAUGCUCUUGGAUAUUUCACAAGGCAAUUUCGUAUCCCAGAGCGACCAGUACGUACCAGGAACGCGUGAUGACGUGAGCUGGAACUUGCCUUUCAUCGACGCAUCACGUGAGACGUUAGAUAAUAUUGAUGAAACGAAACCCGUAAUGGUGCGAAGAACAAUACUUCUCAGUGAAGAUGAGGCCAGCAACCUGAAUAUAGGUCAACCAAACGCUUCCGUCGAUUUAGACGACAAAGUUUCCCAUUCACAUUCCAAUCAAGAUACUGAUGCACCAGAAUGCAAACCCAUGUUGAAUUCCAUUGAAGGCGAUGAUGAUAUAUUUGACGAUAACAUCGACUCACAGUUACCGAGAUCUCCCAGUGAACGUAUUGACUUGCUUUUCCGACAAUCACUUAGUGGGGAAAAUGAGUGAUUUGUUUAUAAAAUUCAUUGUGAUUACUUACCAACCAAGGCCUAAGUUUAGAUUACCAAACCAAUCCAGAUGAAUUUCUUUAGAUUUAGUUUUUUUUCCUCAAAUAAAUUUAAUAUAAGACAACUUUUACAGUCUAACAUUUUUAGUACAUUGGCUAAUUUGCUUAUUAACCUGCACUCUAAUAGCAUGACACUAACCCUAAAACGUCGACCCAUUUUUUAAUUUUUUUAGCAUUAUUCUUUUUUUAUCGCAUUUGCGAAUGUCAUUAAUCAUUAUUGUUUGUUUUUUAUUUGAAAUAUUUUGUGUAUUAUUUUAUCAAUUGCUUUAAUUGUUUUAGUUGUAGUAGCGAUGGUCUCUUAAAUAAUGAUAAUGUAGAUCAAAAUUUACCUGUUCAGUUGAAAUAUUUUUUGUGACAAAAUUGUUUAUUAUACAUUUUGUUCUACCGGUUUUUAAUGUCAUAUGAUAUAUUUACAGCUACAUUGUACAUUUCAUUACAACUGAUUCAUUUCAAAGCUUUAAAAUUCAGGAAAAUAAUCUACCUUCCAGGUCUGCUUUAUGGACUACGAUCGAAAUUAAAUGUAUUGCUCUAUGAUUACUUAGAUACUUAAACCUUGUGUCAUUUGAGUCUCAAUCAGUAACAGUGUUAUAUCAGAAUUUCUGAAAUUUAGUAAAAUUCUACUCACAAGUCAAAUAAAUUUAAAUGACCAUCGGAGAUAAAUGAAAACAUUAUGUAUGUUUGUAUUUGGCAGCGAUAAGUAUAAAUGCAAGUCAAACAUUUUCUUAUUCGCGGUACUGGUUUUACUCUAAAUUUAAUAUCUGAAUUAUAACUUUUUUGUAUCUUUUCAAACAGCAAGAACUUUCACUGUCUGCAAUAUUAUUCCAAAGAAUAUAUUUGAAUGGUGUCCAUGGUGAAUAAUAUCAAGGACAGCAUAAACCACAAAAAUCGUUGGGAAAUAUGCUAAUUUACAAGUUUUGAAACGCUUUAUUAUAUUUUGACUAUAUACUGGUUUUAUCAACAUAUUGUAACAACACGGGCUGCUUUGGAGCUAUAUGCUACAUCACUACAAUACAAUUUGAAAUUUCCUCGUUUAUCAAAAUCUUAUUAUGAAAAUUGUUUAAUUGCAAUUGAAGUUAAUGUUGGUGUAUAGAAAUUAUUGUUUGUAUUGUUUACAAAUUUAUAUACGUUCCAAAUAAUUGUGAUGGGGAGAAUGUUGUUGAAAUAUAUAUCCAUUUGAGCAAGAGGACCAAUGUCAUCGUUCCACGCCAUGAUGUAGAAGAUUUGAAAAAAAAACCAACUUUGACCUGUAAUUUCAUGUGCUUCAACCUACAACAAUUGAACAAAAUAACAACUAGGACCAUGCAACUACAUUUUCACGACAGUAUCAUGUGUAUCAAUGAAGUUUUAAGGAAAACACCUAUAAAAAACAGGCCUUCGAUAUUGUCUACCGAAGGAACUAGUGACAGAGACACUCAUGCUACUCUACUAAAAAAGGGAGAUAAUCCUGUGAUGACAGACAUUUAUACGAGUAAUUUGAAUCUGACUGUACCACAAAAAUGGAUUCGGCUGUUGGGACAACCGAGUAUUUACAACCAAACUAUGCAAACGUGCAGCAGAAGGACGAAAAUGAUCACCGCAAAAAAUAUGAACCGUCUGGUCUUGUCAUGCUGUUAAUAGCCUUGGCGGUGAUUUUCCUCAUAAUCGUCAUCUUACUUGCUUUCGCUUUUCACAGGUAUUGGAGGCGAAGAACUGAUCAGAAAAUCCGUUCGGUGACCGCUCAGUCGCAUCAGAUGCUAAAUAACGGAACGGUCGCUACAGAGACUCAAACAUAUUCCCCAGUCAAAACACCUCCACAAAAACCUGCCAGGUCAAGUUUGAAGACUGACCAACACCGAAUUUCUUACGAGAACGUUCUCUUAGACGUAUCGCAAGGCCGUUUCAUUUCCCAGAAUGACCAGUUCACACCAGGUACUCGCGAUGACGUCAGUUGGAACUUACCUUUCAUUGAUGCAUCACGUGACUGCCUGGAUAAAAUAGAUCAAACGGAACCCGUUACAGAAAAUCUAGGAGAAUCGAAAGCUUCAUAUAAUAUAGAAAACAUUGAAUCACAAUCACAGACAGACCUUAAAAACAAUUCUCCGGAAAGGGAGCCAAUGCUAGACAACAACGAUAACAUUGAUGACGAAGAUGAUGUUUUCGAUGAUAACACGAAGUGUCGUUUACCGAGAUCCCCAAGUGAACAGAUCGAUCUUCUGUUCAGAAUUUCACUAAGUGGGGAAAACGAUGCAUAAAUUCUCCUGACAUUUUAGAUGGUAAAACGUCCUCUAUAACCUACUAGUGAAAUACAUGUGCUUACCUGCAAUAAAUUCAACAGCAAUAGCGUUAAUAUUUUGUUUUGAUUGUCAUGUCUGAUAAAAUUUGAUUUAUGUGCAUAUCAUGCAGAAAAUACCUUAAUCCACUUCAAUUGUUGUGAAAUAUAAACAAGGUAGGGAAGCAGGAUGGAAUUUUUUUGCAGUUUCGAAGAGCUCCUUCAAAUUUAGUAUAGACAUUUGUCGACCGAAUUGUUUUGUAAAUAACCACUUCUUUACAAUGUUAAAAUCAGAUACAUGAAUAAUUUCGACUUAUGCCUCAACCACACCUGCAUGUACAUUUUCCUAUUUGAUAUAAUAAGCAUAUGUAACGCCAUGGAUUAAAAUCCAUAUCCAGGCUCUUAUCAGAUGCUUUCUAAACUUACUUCGCUGCGCAGUUUUGCCAACGGAAUAAUAUGACUUUACGAUGCAUUGCCUGUUUUCUGUGUACCUAUAUAUACUCCUGAUGUGUACGCACGAGCUGUAUUAGAUCGCUUAUCAUACAUAUAAAUGCAUCUGAAUGUGUAGGUCAAUGACUUAUGUUUUUCAUUUAACCUUUGAACAUAUCGUUAUAAAUGCCCUUGAGUCGCAUGCGUAUGCAUGUAUGUAUGCCAUAAAGUAAUAUUUACAUGUAUAUUAUAUCUUGGGAGUAAACAUAUAUGUCAGAUAUAUAUAAUGCUUCAUAUUAUAACUGAUUUAUAAUGCUCCUUAAAUGUCUAUCUGUUUACUUUACGGACUGUGCAAUGGUAGUUCAAUAUAGUGUGAUUGCUUAAUGUGCUAGUAUUGUAUCCCUUUCGUACAAUUUAUCUCAUGAUUUGCUGUUCUCACAUCAGCUUUUUGAUAUCUAUAUAUGUGUAAUUGGUUACCUGAAUUUUCAUUUUACCCUAUGUAUUCCUAUGAUAUAUAAGAAUAGCUAUUAUUUUUGUUAUUUAAACCGGUGAUAACAUGUUUUAAUGCAAUAACGACCAUUUGAACUGUUUCAAUGGAAGUAAUGCAAAUUUUAUUUCCUGCAUGUUUGUGGGUUUAAUAUUUCAAGGUGACUGAAUAAGGCCAUACUGAUACUUAUUCUAUAUCAAUGCCCUAGCUCAGUAGGCUGUGGUCCUGACAUAUUAACAUUAUAUACUCAUUAGGUAACCUAGAACCCAAAUAUAGCUACAUAAAACCAACACAUAGUACCCUAGUAUCCUUACGUAACGACAUGGGUUCUCGGAAGUCCUUACAUAUUAAACACAAGUGCAUAUCAUCUUUCAAUACGAAAGAAAACAUUACAUACAGCUGAUUCGUCCUUCAGAGACAAAGGUGACUAACAAAGGAAUUUAGAAUGCUUGCUAACUUAGUUAUUUAAAAUCCUUAGUUGGUAAGCUAUCCUAGGACCCUAAUUGAAUAUGUUAUUUAGACUGAUUAAAUGUUCUUUUGUCAUGGCUCUAGGUUACUAAGUUAGGACUUACAAAGAAAAAAUAUGCAUGUCCUGUUGACAAAUCGUACAAUCUUAAAGAGAAAUGUUCAUGCUUGUACACGUGGCCAUUGGAUGUAAUAUGUACAAUUGAACUAUUUUUCACACAUUAUUUUAUGUAAAAGGUUUAUAUUAUAUAUUAUGAACAUAAAUGAUUUUGGUACCCUUUACUUAAAGGAUUUGUCUCUACGUAUUUUUGUUUUUGUAUGAAAAACUUUAUCAAUGAAAUAAAGAAUAUUUUCCAUGCA
Ylistrum balloti is the source of this 6438-nucleotide messenger RNA. RefSeq lists its product as uncharacterized. Lineage: Eukaryota; Metazoa; Mollusca; Bivalvia; Pectinida; Pectinidae. Gene Ontology annotation, cellular component: plasma membrane. The record is from RefSeq and is a predicted model, not a curated record. The coding region runs from base 106 to 2391 and encodes 761 amino acids. The transcript has 14 exons.